Molecule: messenger RNA, 1622 nt
Organism: Carassius auratus (goldfish)
Lineage: Eukaryota; Metazoa; Chordata; Actinopteri; Cypriniformes; Cyprinidae
Product: protein strawberry notch homolog 1-like
Exons: 11
Coding region: 369-1622 (417 amino acids)
Biological process (GO): regulation of DNA-templated transcription
Cellular component (GO): nucleus
Molecular function (GO): histone binding; chromatin DNA binding
Source: RefSeq, a predicted model, not a curated record
UUACCGCGUCACAUCCUGAAAGUGAGUGAGGGAUAGGUCACGUGACGGAGAUUCGGCGCUCUCCUUCUCCGACUACUUUUGAAUUUAAAAUAUAAUUAAACACCUCGAUUCAUAUGGACGGGCACCGGGGCUUUCUGAAAGAUGGUCGUAGGUCGGCUCUCGACCGAUGCUCCGCGACGCGUCAUCUGCGGCGCGUCGGGAACAUUUCCGAACGCAAAAUCGAGUGUUUUGUGGGCUGCAGCGUCACGUGACCAGCACGCGCCUCGGGUAAAGAUGGCGCCUGGCGGUUAGAAAACAAGCAGCGCGAGCAGCGGCGACAUCCUUCACUCCGCCGCGACGCUUGGGAUCCAUAGAAACAGUGUUGAACGAUGGAUCCUGGACAAGAUUUGCUUCUGGCUGCUCUUAGUGAAAGUGGAAUCUGUCCUAAUGAUCUUUUUGAUGUUGACCCUCAGGACACACUUCCACUCCCUGCUCCACAACAGUCAGUCUCAUUAAAUGCACUUGACAUCGGUCUCAGUAAUGAAGCUUCUGGAAUUGUCAGGAUUGAACCUACAGUAUCACCUAGUCCUACAGUCACAAUCAGGGAGAAGCCCCAGCCCUCAACAACCAGCUUCGUUUUAAAUCAACUGAAUCAGUUGCCAUCACUGGGUACAAUUGUAGUCACCAAACCCUCAGCCGGGACCACAUCCAGGCAGACCAUCACAGUAACCAAGGUCGUACACACCAGUUCGACAGCACAACGGAGCUCUUCAUCCUCUCCCACCGUUUGCACUGUGGUCCCACCGAAUAAUGAACAGAUCAGGUUGAAGGACCUUCUCAGAACCAGCAACCUGAAGACAAGCAGCCUUGGAGAGCUUAUGAAGUUGAAGCCCCCACCAGACAUAGCGCAACCUGUUGCUACGGCAACAGCCACAGGCACAAAAAUUAUUCUGAUCUCCACAAAGAUGGUGAACAGAUCAGCGGAAUUAAACAAUGGCUUGAAAAAGGAAGUGUCCAGCAAAGAUGUAGCAAGAAUCUGGGUCAACGAUGACAUGAAAAUGCGGAGCUUCUCACCUGUGAAUAAAUUACCAGGAAUGAAGGAGGAAGAGGAACCAGAGGAAGAGGAAGAGGAGGAGCUGGGUCAUGCAGAGACGUAUGCAGAAUACAUGCCAAUGAAACUGAGAAUUGGACUGCGGCACCCUGAUCCUGUGGUGGAGACCAGCUCUCUGUCCAGUGUCAACCCACCAGAUGUGUGGUACCGGCUUUCCAUUCCAGAGGAGACCAUCGAUAGAGGCUGGUUAUCUGCCCUACAGCUUGAGGCAGUCACGUAUGCUGCUCAGCAACAUGAGACAUUCCUACCAAAUGGAGACAGAGCAGCCUACUUGAUUGGAGACGGGGCCGGCGUUGGAAAGGGUAGAACCAUUGCUGGAAUCAUAUAUGAAAAUUAUCUUCUUGGCAGGAAAAGGUCCCUCUGGUUUAGUGUCUCAAAUGACUUGAAAUACGAUGCAGAGAGGGACUUGAGAGACAUUGGAGCAAAGAAUAUUCAGGUCCAUUCGCUAAACAAGAUUAAAUAUGGAAAGAUCUCAUCGAAACACAAUGGGAGUGUGAAAAAAGGUGUGAUCUUUGCCACAUACUCAUCCUGA